Molecule: messenger RNA, 777 nt
Organism: Penicillium riverlandense
Lineage: Eukaryota; Fungi; Ascomycota; Eurotiomycetes; Eurotiales; Aspergillaceae
Exons: 2
Coding region: 1-777 (258 amino acids)
Source: RefSeq, a predicted model, not a curated record
AUGGUUGGACUGGAUUAUCGACACGGCAUCUCCGUCUUGGAGGUUAUUGUGUAUAUUCCUACCUUGAUUAUUGCUCUAUGGGUAGCAUACAGGCAUGGAUUCCAAAGAAGCGCCGGCUGGAUCACGUUGGUCAUUUUCUCGCUGGUCCGCGUGGUAGGAUCAUGUUGCUAUCUGGCAACCCUUGGCUAUCCGUCUUCGAAAGACCUCUACGUGGCAUGGGCAGUAUGCAGCUCAAUUGGAUUAUCCCCAUUGACGAUCUCCUGCAUCGGUCUGCUAUCUCGAGCCAAUGGAUCGAUAAAACAACCGCCUGGCCAAGAAAUCAAUCAGCGCCUGUUCAAAUGGCUCGGUCUCGCCACUUUGGUCGCGGUGAUUUUGUCCAUUGUCGGCCAGGUUCAAAAUACCAAUUUGGGACAAGAGAGCUCAAUUAGUACCCUGACCAAAGCUGGCGUGGUUAUAUUUUUGGUCACUUGGGCUGGCUUGGCCUUCUUGCUUUUCGGGGUCGCAUCGCGCUUCGGUUCUAUCGAGGAUGGCGAGCGCAGACUGGUUUUCGCUGUUGGGUUGUCAGUUCCGUUGCUGCUUGUUCGCAUUCUCUACUCGCUUCUUGCAGUCUUCUCUCAUAGCCCCGACUUCAACAUGUUCACAGGAAGUCCCACCAUCAUGUUGGUCAUGGCUGUCUUGGAGGAGAUUGCGAUCUGUGUCAUCUGCCUGGGAACUGGUAUUACUCUGUCUGUGCGAAAACGCACAGAUUACAAUGAAGAGUAUGCUCUCGUCAGAUAA